Molecule: messenger RNA, 2115 nt
Organism: Oryctolagus cuniculus (rabbit)
Lineage: Eukaryota; Metazoa; Chordata; Mammalia; Lagomorpha; Leporidae
Gene: GMPPA
Product: GDP-mannose pyrophosphorylase A
Biological process (GO): biosynthetic process
Molecular function (GO): transferase activity
Source: RefSeq, a predicted model, not a curated record
AGCGGCAGAGCUGGAAUAAGGGGUGCUAGGGGUAAAGCGAGCUGGCGGAGGGGCGGUAGGAGGGGAAGGACCAGCCGACGGCCCCCAGGCGGAGGGCGGGCUCGCGCGGGGGUCCCGCCUGCUCCUCUGCGCGUCCGCCCCUGUGUUCUUCCCGCAAACCCUCACUACCAGAGACUCAAUUUUGUUGACGGUUGUGGGGUUCAGAGGGUCAGCACGCAGUCCUCCGAAUCCAGGGGCUGCGCAGCGGUCACCAGUGUUGGCACGAGAGGGGUUGGUAGGUCCAGUGUUCGGGAUGCCAAGGGAACCUGUCUGCAUUUGGAGCUGAGCCUGUUAGGGUUCGUGUUCAGCGCACGCUUUUGCUAGGACUGGGGGCUCAGCCAAUGCAGAUCAGUGUUGCUCAGUACUGGGGGUUCACGUUAGAGUUGCAGUGAAAUAUCGGGGACUCGGGGCUCGCGGUUCAGUAGUCACAGAUCGCUGCUGAGAUUCAAGGAUUGACAUCAGAAGGAGCAGGGGGUCAGUUUGGGAUCUGAGAAGGGUUCUGUGCCGCUGAGUUCCUGAGUUUGCAGAAUUUGUUCACGGCCAGGGGAAGUCUGUUAGGGAUCAACUUGUGGUGUGUGAAUUUCAGAACUGGCGGGGACUCACUGUUUAGGUAGCAGCAAGCACCACCAUGCUCAAGGCCGUGAUCCUGAUUGGAGGCCCUCAAAAGGGCACCCGUUUCAGGCCUUUGUCCUUUGAGGUGCCCAAACCCCUGUUUCCUGUGGCCGGAGUCCCCAUGAUUCAACACCAUAUUGAGGCCUGUGCCCAGGUCCCAGGGAUGCAGGAGAUUCUGCUCAUUGGCUUCUACCAACCUGAUGAGGCCCUGACCCAGUUCCUAGAGGCUGCCCAGCAGGAAUUCCACCUUCCGAUCAGGUACCUGCAGGAGUUUGCCCCCCUGGGCACAGGAGGUGGUCUCUACCAUUUCCGGGACCAGAUCCUGGCUGGAGGCCCGGAGGCGUUCUUCGUACUCAAUGCUGAUGUCUGCUCCGACUUCCCCCUGAACGCCAUGUUGGAUGCCCACAGACGCCAGCGCCACCCGUUCUUGCUCCUUGGCACCACGGCCAACAGGACGCAGUCCCUCAACUACGGCUGCAUCGUUGAGAACCCACAGACGCAUGAGGUCCUGCACUAUGUGGAGAAACCCAGCACUUUUAUCAGUGACAUCAUCAACUGUGGCAUCUAUCUCUUCUCCCCGGAAGCCCUGAAGCCGCUUCGGGAUGUCUUCCAGCGUAACCAGCAGGAUGGGCAACUGGAGGAUUCCCCAGGCUCGUGGCCCGGGGCAGGCACCAUCCGCCUGGAGCAGGAUGUGUUCUCAGCGCUGGCAGGGCAGGGCCAGAUCUACGUGCACCUCACCGAGGGCAUCUGGAGCCAGAUCAAGUCUGCGGGCUCAGCCCUCUACGCCUCCCGCCUCUAUCUGGGCCGCUACCAGAUCACUCACCCAGAGAGGCUAGCCAAGCACAGCCCGGGGGGCCCGCGAAUCCGAGGGAACGUUUACAUCCACCCCACAGCGAAGGUGGCCCCCUCGGCCGUGCUGGGCCCCAACGUCUCCAUCGGGAAGGGGGUGACCGUGGGCGAGGGUGUGCGGCUCCGCGAGAGCAUCGUGCUGCACGGAGCCACGCUGCAGGAGCACACGUGUGUCCUACACAGCAUCGUCGGCUGGGGGAGCACCGUGGGGCGCUGGGCUCGUGUGGAGGGGACACCCAAUGACCCCAACCCCAAUGACCCCCGAGCCCGCAUGGACAGCGAGAGCCUCUUCAAGGACGGGAAGCUGCUGCCCGCCAUCACCAUCCUGGGCUGCCGUGUCCGGAUCCCUGCCGAGGUGCUCAUCCUGAACUCGAUCGUUCUGCCACACAAGGAGCUGAGCCGCAGCUUCACCAACCAGAUCAUCCUCUGAGGGGGGCUGCUGCGAGGCCCCCCAGCUCCGACCCGCCCCUUUGGAGGCUGCUGCCUGCUUGGCUGGCGUCUACCCAGAGGGGACACCAGGAAGCCAGACAGGAUCUUCCCAGACCGGGAGCAGUGGGGGUGGCCAGGGCUCCUGGCCUCCCUCCUCACUCCCUAAUAAACCCUGGUGAACCUGGA